Messenger RNA from Symbiodinium necroappetens, 707 nucleotides. NCBI's taxonomy places the organism in Eukaryota, Dinophyceae, Suessiales, Symbiodiniaceae. The record is from the annotation of a GenBank genome assembly.
AUGGCCGACACAAGCCGGCUCUCGGCCGCCUACACUGGCGAGCGCCUGUGCUCCGUCAGCAGCACCUACUUGAGCAACCUCAACGACUUGCUCGCCACUCUCAAGAUGUGCUCCGUGCACUACAUCCGCUGCUUCAACCCCAACCAGGAGCGAAAGCCGGGGCUCUUCAACCGGAAGUAUGUCCUGGACCAGGUGAUUCAGUGCGGCACUGUCGAGCUGGUGCGAAUCAUGCACUACGGCUAUCCCCACCGCUGCAUCCUCCGGGACUUGCGGGCACGUUUCGAGAAGCUCUUGCCGCCUGAGUUUGCGCACUACUCGGACCGAAACUUCAUGCAUGCAGUGAUGCUUGCCUGGGACAUUGAUGAGAGCCAGUGGACCCUGGGGACGACACGCCUCUUUCUCAAGGCCGGCCAGCUGCGAGCCCUCGAGGACCUGCGCGACACCGGUGGUCAGGCCUCGCAAGCGGUGAUCCGGCGCAUCCGCAAGCAAUUCUCGCUGAAGAAGGCCCGUGCCUAUGCGCACGCGGUGGAGUUCAGCACCUACCUCUACAAGGUGAUGAAGGUGGGGAAGCGCGAGAAGAACCUGGCGAACUUGCGCAAGGCCAUCCGCAUAAUGGUGCAGCUCAACCGCUGGAAGAAUCGCGCCCUUCGAAAGGAUGUGGACGAGAACGAUUCCCUGUUCAGCCGUCCUUUGGGCAUCCCUUUCGA